AUGGUCAACCUCGACACUCUGAACUUUGACCAAUUUACGUCGUCGGGGCAGCGACCGUCGCAGUCCUCACGUCCCUCGCAGCCGUAUAUGACGCCACCGUCAGAGCCGACACCACUCGAGGCGUGCGGGUCUGGCUCCGGGUCUACCUCCAAGUCGGGGUCUGGCUCCUCGUCAAGCACCUCACUGCAGCGGCAUGACCGCGAGUUCGAACGUCCACAGAUUUCGCCUCCGAUCGAGCGGCCGAUAUUGCAUACUCCUGCCAAGUACGCCCACGUGCAACAUACGGUGAACACGAGUGCAGACCUCGCUGCGCUGUUCCGGUCAUAUAUCCGCGCUCUGAACAUGAAGUCGUUCUCGACAUUGCGCCUCUUCCUCUCACCAACGUGUACCUGCAACGGCGCCAAGUGGAACAGCGACACCAUCCAGGACAUGAUCGCGCCGGUCUCGACACGGCAUAGCACAGGAACGAUCGUCAUGCUGGUCGCCGACAUCUCGCAGCGCGUUGUCGCCACCCGCCUCCAACUGCAAUACCAGAGCAACGCGAACAUCAUCGAGUUCGACAACUUCUUCUACCGCUACGACGAUCAGUGGCUAAUCGAGGAGAUCCGAGGCAACCUACCAUGGAACGAGCGUGUGGACCACACCAUCCAGGAGAAGCGCUCACGCAGGCGGCAUCGCAACCUUCCCUCGCCUCAGCAGUCGGCGCAUUACAUUCAGCACUCGCCCCAGACAUCCCCAGAGACCAACACUUACCAAGCGCUCGCUCCUCCCUCGUAA
Trichosporon asahii var. asahii CBS 2479 is the source of this 777-nucleotide messenger RNA. RefSeq lists its product as uncharacterized. Lineage: Eukaryota; Fungi; Basidiomycota; Tremellomycetes; Trichosporonales; Trichosporonaceae. The transcript has a single exon. The coding region runs from base 1 to 777 and encodes 258 amino acids. The record is from RefSeq and is a predicted model, not a curated record.